Molecule: messenger RNA, 1494 nt
Organism: Triticum turgidum subsp. durum (durum wheat)
Lineage: Eukaryota; Viridiplantae; Streptophyta; Magnoliopsida; Poales; Poaceae
Source: the annotation of a GenBank genome assembly
AUGGCGGACGGGGACGAGCAUGAGCAUGGCGCGCCGGGCCGGCUGGAGAGCAUCCUGACGGACUCGUCGGCGCCCCUGGCGGGGCGCGUGUGGGCGGCGGGGGCGAUCGAGCUCGGCAUGCUCUUGCGGCUGGCGGCGCCGGCGGUGGUCAUGUACAUGAUCAACUACCUCAUGUCCAUGUCCACGCAGAUCUUCUCCGGCCACCUCGGGAGCCUGGAGCUCGCCGCCGCCUCCCUCGGCAACACCGGCGUCCAGAUGUUCGCCUACGGCCUCAUGCUGGGCAUGGGUAGCGCAGUGGAGACCCUGUGCGGACAAGCCUUCGGUGCGCACAAGUACGACAUGCUCGGAACCUACCUCCAACGCUCCGCCGUGCUCCUCUGCUGCACCGGCAUACCGCUCGCCGCGAUCUACGCCUUCUCGGAGCCACUCCUCGUGCUAUUAGGACAGUCACCGGAGAUCGCCCACGCCGCGUCCAUCUUCGUCUACGGCCUCAUCCCUCAGAUCUUCGCGUACGCCAUCAACUUCCCGAUCCAGAAGUUCAUGCAGGCACAGAGCAUCGUCCUGCCCAGCGCCUACAUCUCCACGGGCACGCUCGUGCUGCACUUGCUGCUCAGCUGGGUCGUCGUCUACAAGGCCGGCCUCGGCCUGCUCGGCGCCUCGCUGGUGCUCAGCCUGAGCUGGUGGAUCAUCGUCGCAGCGCAGUUCGCGUACAUCGCCGUGAGCCCGACCUGCCGGGAGACGUGGACCGGGUUCACCUGGCAGGCCUUCUCCGGCUUGCCGGCCUUCCUCAAGCUCUCCGCCGCGUCUGCUGUCAUGUUGUGCCUGGAGACGUGGUACUUUCAGAUCCUGGUGCUCAUUGCUGGCUUGCUCCCCAACCCUGAGAUUGCUCUGGAUUCCCUUUCUGUGUGCAUGACAAUCUCCGGUUGGGUGUUCAUGAUCUCAGUAGGUUUCAACGCCGCCGCAAGUGUAAGAGUUAGCAAUGAGCUUGGUGCCGGCAACCCCAAGUCAGCAUUUUUCUCAGUGUGGGUCGUCACUUCGCUCUGUGCAGCCAUCUCUGUUGUCUUUGCCAUUGUGAUGCUCUGCCUACGCAACCACAUCAGCUACUUGUUCACAGAGAGUGAAAUAGUUUCCGACGCGGUGGCGGAUCUCUGCCCGCUCCUCGCCAUCACACUCAUUCUCAAUGGCAUACAACCUGUACUAUCAGGUGUUGCUGUUGGAUGUGGAUGGCAACAAUUUGUUGCAUACGUGAACAUUGGUUGUUACUACAUCGUAGGCGUACCCCUUGGAAUUGUUCUCGGUUUUGUCUUCAACCUCGGCGUAAAGGGCAUUUGGGGUGGCAUGAUUGGAGGAACGACUAUGCAGACGGCCAUUCUAUUGUGGGUCACCAUCAGAACCGAUUGGAGCAAAGAGGUUGAGGAAGCGCAUAAAAGAUUGAACAAGUGGGAUGAUACCAAGAAACAGCCCCUCCUUACGGCGGCCACGGAUAAUAGCUAA